Molecule: messenger RNA, 1197 nt
Organism: Daphnia magna
Lineage: Eukaryota; Metazoa; Arthropoda; Branchiopoda; Diplostraca; Daphniidae
Product: pro-resilin-like
Exons: 3
Coding region: 149-1096 (315 amino acids)
Cellular component (GO): extracellular matrix
Source: RefSeq, a predicted model, not a curated record
CUUUUUAGCAGAUGAAAACUGUUGUUCGGUUAUAGCCUUGGCUGAGUUGUAGGCGGGCUGGUGAUGUUCGGUAUAUAAGGACGGCUUGACUCGACGUUAAAGCAUCAGUUCCUUCUCUGAAGCGUUCGACUCAUCUACUUCCAACAAUAUGAAUAAGUACAUCAUUUUAGCUGCUUUGGUUGCCAUGGCGAUGGCCAAGCCGCAAGGCUAUGGUGCAGCAGCCGGCCAACAGCAACAGGCUUACGGAGGCCAAGCUGGGCAGCAACAGCAGAAGCCGGCAUACGGAGCUCAGUCCGGAGCGGCUCAACAGCAACAAGGUUAUGGUGCUCAAGUAUCUGCUAGCGCUGGAGCUGGACAGGGUUAUGGUGCUCAAAACGGAGGUGCCCAGCAGCAACAGGGCUAUGGCUCUCAGGUCUCAGCAGGCGCUGGAGCUGGACAAAACUACGGAGCUCAGUCUGGUGCUGCCCAACAACAACAGGGUUACGGUGCUCAAGCCUCUGCUAGCGCCGGAGCUGGACAAGGUUAUGGUGCUCAAAAUGGAGCUGCCCAGCAACAACAAGGCUAUGGGGCUCAGGCCGCAGCUGGAGCUGGACAAGGUUACGGUUCACAAAACGGAGCUGCCCAGCAGGGUUACGGCGCAUCCAACACUCAGCAGAAACCAACCAGUACUUACAACAGCAAUGGAAACAGACCGUCCGCAUCCGCUUCAUCCUACGCACAAGAGCAACCCCCGAUGCCAUACGAAUUCGCCUGGGCCGUCAAGGAUGAGCCAACCAAGAACGACUACGCUCAUGAAGAAAAGAGCGACGGCAAAGUUGUUAUCGGAUCUUACCGCGUUCUGCUUCCCGAUGGCCGCACUCAGAUCGUCUCCUACCGCGCUGACGAGAACGGCUACGUCGCCGAUGUCAAGUACGAGGGUGAGGCUCAAUUCCCCGCACCGUCCAACGGCAAUGGCAACUACGGCAAUGCUGCCGGAAGCAGCAACUAUGGCAGUGGCAGCAACGGCAAUGGCAACGGCUAUGGCAACGGCAGUGCCAGGCCUAGUGGCAACAGCAACAGCUACGGCAACGGAAACAAACCCAGCACUUCAUAUUAACAAGCUUAAAAAUGUCGUGACUUCUGUAUAUUAUAUGGUCGUCAUUUCAAGUAUUUUUGUACGAAUCACUAUCAAAUUGAAAUAUACAUUAUAGUAAUUAA